This is a messenger RNA of Nematostella vectensis (starlet sea anemone), 1591 nucleotides long. RefSeq names its product zinc finger MYND domain-containing protein 12. The record is from RefSeq and is a predicted model, not a curated record. The transcript has 8 exons. The coding region runs from base 104 to 1204 and encodes 366 amino acids. Gene Ontology annotation, molecular function: protein binding. NCBI's taxonomy places the organism in Eukaryota, Metazoa, Cnidaria, Anthozoa, Actiniaria, Edwardsiidae.
CUAAUGGCAACAUCCCCAGUCACAUACAAAAUGGCGGACGCAACAAAAUGAAAGGGACCUUCUUGUCAAGUUCCUGAGUUUAUUUGGUCUGAAACACUUCACUAUGAACACAAUCAACCCCUUAGCGAAUCCAAAGGGAGUCAAACUAGUUUGUGAACUAUGUCAGAAGCCAGCUUUCGUGCAAUGCACUGAUUGCCGAGUGACUUAUUACUGUGGCCCUGAACACCAAAGAGCGGACUGGCUUGGUAUACACGAGAAAAUAUGUCAGUUAUUGAUGGCCCUUCGCUCUCCUAUUCCUUUCCUGGGUUCAGAAGACGAGCGACAACACCGUAAGCAACAGCAGAUCAUUCGUCAGAAACAGAUGAUUGACUUGUGCCGUACUGAGGGCCAGAAGUUACUGUUUGAGGGGAAAUAUGACAGGGCUGUUCCUGCGGCGUUACAGUCCCUUAAAUUUUCCAUUGAUAUUUAUGGUCUGAGCAGCAUAGAGCUUGUGCCAUCAUAUCUGAUAUUAGGCGAAGCAAGUAUAGGCCUGGGCAAGCUUUCCCAAGCAGAGGAAUAUCUGGCGCAAGCAGAGUGGACAGCUCUUAAAACUCCUGGGUGUGAUAAUGCCAUCAAGUCACGUCUGUACCGUAACUUGGGGCUGUUAAAUGCUGCAAAGGGAAACUUCUCAGAUGCACUAACACUUCUUGCAGAUGAUAUCUACCACUCAUCACUGCAGCAUGGAACAGAUGACAUACAUACUUCUGGUGGAUACUUCCAUAUGGCUAAUGUUUUCAACAGACAAAACAAAUUGGAUGUUGCUUUUUCAUUGUAUAAUCAGGUGACAGAUAUCUGGUAUGAACACCUGUCAAAACUGGUGGGACAGAGAACACAGACUCCAGCCAAGCCGUCAGGCAUUGGCCCAGCAUUUAACUCUGGUAUCCCUACUGGCUUUGAUGUCCUUGAUGAGGCCCAAGAGGCAGAAGCCAUUCAGGUGAUUCAUGCAAUUCUUGAGCUUCGUGAGCAGCAAAGUAUGCAAACUCCAUCGGUCAUGUGUAAAAUAUACUUCACUGUCGCAAUGCUCCAGUUUGUGCUUGGCAACAUGCAAAAGGCCCGUGACUUUGGAAUCAAAGCUCGCACAUCGUGCGAAAAUGUCGUUUCUGGAGACGAAGAAAACAUGAAGAAAAUCGUGGAAUUUCUCGUAGCCGUGGAGAGGAUGUUAUGAUGGCAAAAAGGAAAUGAAGGCGUCACCAUAGUGACGGCGCAUGCGCCGUUUUGUUUAGCCUAGUUUAUUAUAUAACGUAUGAUGUAACGAAAGUGUUCUUUAGGCCACUCUGAAGGAGCAUGUUUGUUGUACAAAUAUUUGUAUUUAAUUGUAAAUAGAUUACAUUUGAACUUAAUUAAAUUAGGCCCUUGCUUUAACCCAGAGUUAUUUUGGGUAAACAGAACGAAAGUGAUAGUCCCGUGCGACUGUGCCGUGAAUAUUCUUGUUUAACUGGGUAUUUUUAGCAAUGAACAUUGUCUACAAGAAGCGAACAAGUGACUGCAUCACAUUAUAAUCUGUUCAUAACCUGUUUAAUAAACAACAUUUGAAUAAAUAUCAAAUAGUUGA